Messenger RNA from Exophiala mesophila, 1290 nucleotides. RefSeq lists its product as uncharacterized. Gene Ontology annotation, molecular function: O-methyltransferase activity. The record is from RefSeq and is a predicted model, not a curated record. The transcript has 3 exons. Bases 1 to 1290 code for a protein of 429 amino acids. Lineage: Eukaryota; Fungi; Ascomycota; Eurotiomycetes; Chaetothyriales; Herpotrichiellaceae.
AUGUCAUUGAGCGAUAUCGCCGAAGACAUCCUUGCAUGUGCAAGCAAAAUCGACCGCCAUGCGAACCUGACGGGACGACUUCCCACCUCUUUCGACCAAGACACAUUGGGUCGACUCCCUGAGGAUGUCGAGGAUGCUCGGAAGGCCCUGAUUGACAAGACACAAGAGCUCAGACACCUUGCAUUGGGCCCUGUGGGGCUAUGUUUGGAUGUUCUAUUCUCUUUCACAGAUCUGUUGAGCUUUCGAUUUGUGUACCAGUACUCGAUAGCCGCACACGUUCCCAGAGAUGGCGACAUCUCAUAUGAAGACCUUGGUCAAGCGACUAAGCUGGACCCAGUUCUGGUUCGCAGGUUCCUUCAACAUGUCAUGAUGAAUCGGAUUUUCGAGGAGUCACGGCCUGGUCAUGUCAAACACACAGCUGUAUCUCGACUACUACAUGACGAACCUGGUGCUAUCGAUACAGCUGGCUUCAUUCUUGAGGAUCUGACCCCGUCUUCGACCAAAGUCAUGGAAGCUCUGGAGCUGUGGCCGGGGUCGCAAGAGCCCAACCAGACAGGAUUCAAUUACGCGUUUGGGACUCAAGAUUCGUUCUACCAUGCCAUUGCCAAAGACUCCGAGAGAUCCCGCCGGUUUGGCGAGUGCAUGAGAUUCUUCAACCGAGGAUCUAUGUACGACAUCCAAAAUCUGGUUGUUACAUACCCCUGGAACAGGUGGGACUCGCCAGGCUACACUCUAGUCGACUGCGGUGGCGGACAUGGCUCCGUCAGCAUCGCCCUCGCCGGCGAGACCUCGAAUCUCAAUUUCAUUGUUCAAGACUUGGAGGGAACAGCGCAAGAAGGAGAACGCAGUCUCUCAUCCUCGCUCAAAGACAGAGUAUCCUUUAUGAAACAUGACUUCUUCACCGAGCAACCCGUGCGUGGAGCAGAUUUGUAUUUCUUCCGCUUCAUUUUCCACAAUUGGGCGGACAAGUACGCGGCUCAGAUACUCAAGAAUUUGGUUCCAGCAAUGAAAGACGGGGCCAGAGUUUUGAUAUACGAAUUCUUCGUGCCGGAAAAUGCAGACCCCUUGUGGACUAGGAAACAGUGCAGGAACCUCGACAUGAUCCAAGCACUAGGUUGGAAUUCUUUAGAGCGAACCGUGCCAGACUGGAAGAGUCUGUUCGAAAAGUCAGAUCCUCGAUUCCGUCUUACUGGGGUAUAUCAAGUCAAGAACAGCCCUUUGGUUCUCAUUGAGGCCGUCUUCAUGGAAGUGCCAACGGAAACCAAUACAGUUUGGCCCAUUGGUGUUUAG